ACAGUCUAUGGCAUGGGCCAUUUUCCACCGCUAUAAAGGUCAGUUGUAAAAUGGCCCGACCUAGUAACCUACAUGCAUAUUUCUCUGUAAUUAAUUAAAAUUGAUGAUUAAAGAUGGCAUGACACUCUAGCUCACAUCAAUAGCUACACAGUAGUGUCAGUCUGUCUUUUGUCACCCACACCAAUAUGGAACAACAUCAAGGUGAAGAAUUUGGUGCUGAAAUUCAACAACAUCGAAAUAUAUUAGAGGGUAUAUGUCGAGUCUGUGCAAAGAAAAUAGUUACUAAAACCAAAAAGGAAACGUUUUCAAGGGAGUUAUUAGUCUUGUAUAAUAUCAACAUAAUAGAGGAUAAUCCACUUGUCCACCCUCCUUUCCUUUGCACAAGCCAUAGGUGCAGUUUAAGAAGACAGAAAGAAAAGUCUGCACACAACCAACCGUACUCAACAAAAAAUGCAGAUUUGUUUAACUUUCAACCACAUCACAAUGAUAAUUGUACUGUAUGUAUACUUCAGAAAGAAAGGCAAUAUGUAGAACAAGAUAAUAAUACCCAUGCAAAGAGAAAACGUCUAGAUCCUAUAGAACUAAAAACCCUAAUCGAUGCCUUCUUGUUAAAGCCUGAAUAUGAUCGUAUUGCCUUUUUUGAGGCAGUUAUACCAAAACUGUCAAAAACAGAGAAAAACAGAUUCAUAGAAAUAUUUGCAAGAAAUGAUGACUUGUCACCAGUGUAUGAUGAGAUGAAAAAAAUGUACAAAUCUUUAGAGGAAAUGAAGACAUUUUCAAGUGAAUCCCUAGUAAAUUCAAUGAAUGACAUUUCUAUUGUAUCAUACUGCAAAGGACUUGUACCCCAAGAUCGUUAUUCUGCCCCCAAAAUAGUUAUAAUUUUGGAAAGUCUGUUGUCAAUGACAUACCAUCAAUUUAUAGGCCCUUUGUCAUUUUUGACAAAUCUGAAUCUCCAAAGUGUCAAUGUCAGUCCAAAAUGUGCAGAUAUUCUGGGAUCAGUAAUACCGUCUGGCAAGAGAAAAACACUUGGAAAUUGGUUUGACAUUCAAGCGAAAAAUCCACCUAUUUUUCCAUCAGGAGAUGUCAUUGUUACAUUUGACAAUGAACAAAUUAUUGGAAAAUCUUGGAGCAUAUCCCACAUGAAUAAAGCUAAAGUGUCUGUCAUCACAAAUAAAACAGCUGCUGUAAUUGAGUCCAACAAAAGUAUUCAAGAGAGGAAAGAUUUGAAGCCAAAAUAUUGGUUAAAGAUUGAGGGAAAUGAAUCAGCUGUCAGUUCUAUGACACAGGACAAUGAAUCUGAAAGCACAACUAAAUAUUUAGAGAUACACCAUCAAGAGCAACAUCUUUACAUCAACACAUUUCUCUCUGACAUCACCAAGGAAAGCAAAACCAGAGAUGAUAUAGACAAUAAGGUUCAACAAAAUGUGAGACAAAGACUGUUCAAAACAUGUACAAACUGUAAUUACUUAAAUGAUAAAACAAAGAGAAAAUGUAAGGAAUGUCACGCUCCACUCACUCCACUCGUUCCGCUGACCCCUACCAAUAUUGACAAACAACAAAACAGAAAUAAAAUUGCUCAGAAUAAAAUCAUUAAAGAAAAUGAUGACUCUGAAAUGUACAGUCACAUAAAAAGUAACCACACAAGAACAGACCGUCCAGCAAUGAUGGACCCAACUAUGGUGAAUCCAAAUAGUUACGCAUCUCUUGAAGCUGUAAUGAGGGACAUUGGAAAGGAAGCUGGUAUCGAACGAUAUGGAGGCUCCAUUCGACACUGGCUUAGUGUUUGCUGUGAUGGGCUCCCAUUUUCCCUAUUGAUAAAUAUGAUUUUUGAUCAUAUUACUUGUCAGUCAUGCAAUAAAACCAUAAUAGGUGAAGAUGAAUUCAAAAUCCACUUAGAAACCGAGCAUCCUAUUGAUGAACCAAAGUACUACAGAGAGUUCGACUGGGUCCUACUUAUACCGGGAGACGGACAUUACGAAAUGAAUUUGGUAAAAUCAUACGUCGAACUAAUGUGGGAAGUCUGCUACAAGGAACUGGUAAGGAUGCUAGGAUGGCGCUCAGAUGCUGCACUUGUAAGUGCCAAGAAGUGCAGAGACUACCAUAAGGCGUGGCAAACCCUUAUAGUAUUCAUUGCUGGAACAUUAAAGGAAAUGUUGACUACGUACAACAGAAGUCCAGUUGGUGCCGACAGUCAGAACACAACUAGUGAGGGGUUUGUCAUGUUCUGUAAACAACAUAGAAAUCCAACCAUUCGAUUUAUGUUUGAUAUGGUUUGUGAGCUGGGAAUCGGAAUCCUUAAUCUCAGAGCAGGCAUCAGACGAAAUAACUGCAAUGUCAUUAUGUCAGCCAAACGCACAACACGAAGUUUAUUUCAUGGACGAAACCAUCCAAAGUACCAAACAAUAGAAAUAUUUGAAAACUUCCAAUAUCUUUGUAUGCCAGAUGAGGUAAGGAAACUCAUAGAUGAGAACAGAUCAUUAUCCAAGUCAGGACAUAAAUCAAAGGGUCAGGCCUGGGACUUUAUUCUUGAAGAGGACAACCAGGAGGUGAAGAAAUGGGUAAAUAGGGGUGUACCAUCUGAGCACAUGUGGAGGAAGAUAUGUCGAAAUGUUGAUGGCUUGGACAAAAUAAAACAGAAUUUUCAAGAAAGCCUAAUGAUUGACGGAGCAAAUGAGGAUCUACGGUAUGGAAAGCUAGAUGACGCUGUUGAGGAGUGGAGAUGUAUAUUGAGGGAAAAGGAGUUCUUCAAUGAAGAGAACACCAAACUAGUUUCACUCUCUGGGGAAGAAUUGGACUCUCAACUAGAAGACUUCAUUGAACUUUCAGAAAAAAAACGUUCAAAUCGAAUUCUCGAAAAACUUGAAAAGGGAAAGCCUUGUGAGGAAAAUUGGGAUCAUCCUGUACAUGUCACAAAGGAUGAGAGGGAAGAGUUUACAUCAUUUGAGAAUAAAACUGUUAACGAAAUAGAUAUGCUGAUAUUAGACACUAUCACUUCCCUACCAGAUGAGCUACAGCCUGAAUAUUGUACAACAUUCAAGAAAACAAUUAUGAACAAGCCAAAACAGAAACACAUUGAAUUUUUCAACAGAACAGCAGUGAAAUUCAAGAUCUCCUUGUUGAAGGUCUUGAGAACUGACCCUGGAAUGGAACAUCGCAGUGCAUCAUCCUUUAUGAACCGUCUAAUGAUAGCGAGUAUGGGUAUAAAUCCUGAUGCUGUUUCAACAACUCCCUUGUCUAUGCAUUCUGUUCCUGAUGUAGCCAUGCCCGAAGAUGCCCCCUUGACACCGCCUUCAGCAGUCCAAACCAUCCCGUCCAUAGACAAACGAGGUAUAAAUCCUGAUGCUGUUUCAACAACUCCCUUGUCUAUGCAUACUUUUCCUGAUGUUGCCAUGCCCGAAGAUGCCCCCUUGACACCGCCCUCAGCAGUCCAAACCACUCAGUCAGAAGACAAACAAGGACCAGUAAAAAGAAUGAGAACUGCGUCUGGGAUUGCGGCCAGAAUGACACCUACGCAAGAUGACAGGGAACGGUAUAGAAACUGGUGCCGACAAAGAGAUGACAGGAUAAGAACAAUUAAAAAUAAACUAGAGGAGAUCCGUGUCAAAUAUGGAUGUGAAUACAUACUAGGGAUUAAGUUUAAGGAUGAACUAUUGGAUUUAGAGGGAGAUGAAGAUAUGAAAAAGAUUAUAGAUGAAAAAUUCUGGAAUAAAGGGAAUGGUCAGUCAAAAAAUAAACGUCUAAAUCAAUCUGGAAUCAAAGUUGUUCUGCCCGAUGGGUACAUCUUGCCAAAAACACCUUCUAAAAGUAACUCAAGUAAAACACCAUGCACCACUAUUGAGCCUGAUACAUCACCUGCUGUUCCUUCAGGCUCGUUUCCAAACUUACGGCGCUCAUUGAACAAACCAAAUGCUAGUGGUGUACGUGUCAGGCUAGAUGCUGUUUUAAAGGACAAACCAUGAUUUGGAUUAAGUGCGAAAGGAACAGUAUAUCAAUAAAUAUUGUCAUAAACUUUAACAAUUGUUUAUUUUAUAUCUGCAUAAAUGACAUGAAAAUCUUAACAGUAAUGGAAUGGAGCAAUUAUAGUGAUGAAAAGUCCUUGUUAAACUUUGUUAAAGUUGAAAUUCAAAUGUAGGAUUUGGUCCUAGAUUCUUUUUCACUAGUUCAUCGAAUCUCCUUAAAUUGACUGGCGUCUUGAGUAGAAACUCAUAUGAACAUUUCAGCUCUGGUCCCCCUCCUUCUAUAUCACGACCUCCAGCUGCUGCACCCCUCGAGAAUGAUGUGUUGCCAUUAACCUGAAUCUCAGUCUCAUAUGUGCUAAAAAUACAUUAUUCAAAGUUUUCAAACUUUUGGAGAUAUUUUAUUUUCACAUUGGUGAUUUGCAUGCAAGUCAGGAAGUAUCAGAUUUAAAUGGUAAAAACUUAACCAGUUAAUCCAAUUUUGAAUUGAUAAGUGUAAAAAACUAUUUUUCUAUUUUCAAGGUUAGCUUUUUAGUGAAAUUACUUUGUGUAACAUCAGGCAUGAACAAUUCAAUUACAUACUAAUACUGAUAAUUGAACGAAAGUACAACAGUUCCACCCUCAAAUUCAACAGAUCAGCAUAAAUCCUGAAUGAAAAACACUCACCAUGUUAUACUCUCUGUCAUUCCAAUAUCAAGGAUUUCUGCAAAAAGUCGGCAAAGAUUGGCAGGGACUCUUCCCACAGUCUUUCCUGAAAUAUUACAAAUAUUUCUAAAUAUAUAUAUAUAUAUAUAUACCGUACAGAUAUAUGAGCAAUGCAGUGAUCUCCCAAGCAUAAAAGCAAGUGGGCACAGCACCCACUACUGAAAAUCCAUUUGUACCCAUUUGAAAAUAAGAAAAAUCAUGAAAAAUUGGCAUA
Owenia fusiformis is the source of this 4875-nucleotide messenger RNA. The record is from the annotation of a GenBank genome assembly. NCBI's taxonomy places the organism in Eukaryota, Metazoa, Annelida, Polychaeta, Sabellida, Oweniidae.